Messenger RNA from Arachis ipaensis, 654 nucleotides. RefSeq lists its product as uncharacterized. NCBI's taxonomy places the organism in Eukaryota, Viridiplantae, Streptophyta, Magnoliopsida, Fabales, Fabaceae. Gene Ontology annotation, biological process: protein ubiquitination. Gene Ontology annotation, molecular function: ubiquitin protein ligase activity. The record is from RefSeq and is a predicted model, not a curated record.
AUGGAAUUCACCGUUUCUAAGUGGCAAAUAGCUCCGAUUGAAGACCCAGCCAUACCACAAGAGUUUUAUUUCGGUGAUUGUGUCUCCAUCGUUAUGAAUUGCACCGAGGAACUGAUCCAAAUUACCCCUCAGUCAAACCCAAACUUUUCUUCGACUACAACUACAGCCAAUAAAACAAUCUUGGUUUCCUCAAAUAUCCUAUGUAGUUGUACUCCACUCACAGUUACAGACCUUAACAGAAAAGACACAAUCUUAUUACAUAAAAUCUUUUCUUCAGCGCCGGUAUCCUCUGAGUUAUUGGACCAAAUUUUACCUGACAUAGGCAGAAUUGCAAGAAGGAUUCUAAGGCGGCGCCAUCAAGGGUGUGACUCCUACACGCCGGAGAUUGUUGUGAACCUUCAUGUUACCACGCACAUUAUUGUUCAAGAUUCUGAUAUCUAUGAUGAUGAUGCUGAAUGCGCUAUUUGCUUGGAGAAGUUUGGCGAUGGUAAUGAAGAUUCAAGUGUAGGAGUUGUUCGCACAAAUUGCUCGCAUGUUUUCCAUGAUCGCUGCAUGCUCUGCUGGCUCCAAUGUUGUGACAACUGUCAGUGGCCGUAUUCUUGUCCAUUGUGCCGCUGCAUCAUAUUUCCAACUUCACAUAGUCACGAUGAAUAG